GCUUAUUAGUCGGAUUUCAACUACACUGAUUAUCCUUUUUCACUAUACAGUAAAGAGCCUUUCAGAACUGUGUUUUCAAUUCCCAAAACUGACUUUAGCGCUCUUAUCUCAGAGGGUACAGAUCGAAUCUGGCGGAAAAUGUUGAACAGAUUUUCUCUUUGGUACUAUUUCUCUAUCUGCCCCCUCUUUGGUUACCAUGGAAAUUCAGCUGAAGGCAAUUAUCAUCCCCCAGCAAUUAGGAGAGAACAUUUCAGAUUUAGCUCCAACAUUUUCUGCUGUCAAACACUACAGCUGAACACUGACUCGUGACAAUAAACACACCUUUGCCUAAACGUUGAGGGAUAGGAAAAUCAGCCGCGUUGUGGGAGCAGGUGCACCAACACAAACAUUGGCUGUGUCUCAAAUUCAUCAAGUACCUCUGCCACACUUCGCAUCAUCAGCAUGAUUGGAUUCCCGGAGCUCAUCACAUAACUGACAGCGAUUUUAUGCAGUAGCUGUUGGCGCUCGUGCACCAGUGCUGGAGUCAGCCUACGCCCACCGAAUUUAUACCGCCCCUUCCUCUAUCCUCCGGUGCACAGGACGGAGAGCGCGAAGGAGACGCGUCCGCACAGAGCCGCUGCUGUCGCCGGGGAUAUUCCGUGUUUGUUUAUAGGAAGUCUCCGAUUCCAGUUUGAAAGACAAAAUGGAUGAAAUGGAAGAGGAGUUAAAAUGCCCGGUGUGCGGCUCAUUUUUCCGCGAGCCGAUCAUCCUGCCCUGCUCGCAUAAUAUUUGCCUGGCCUGCGCGAGAAACAUCCUGGUACAGACGCCCGACGCCGAAUCCCCGCAAAGCAGCCGCGCGUCCGGCUCCGGGGUCUCCGAUUAUGAUUACUUAGACCUGGAUAAGAUGAGUCUGUACAGCGAGGCGGACAGCGGAUACGGCUCUUACGGCGGGUUCGUGAGCGCACCGACCACCCCUUGCCAGAAGUCCCCCAACGGCGUGCGUGUUUUCCCUCCUUCAAUGCCUCCUCCACAGCAGGCGCAACACCACCUGCUGCCUCACACCGGCGUCCUGCCGCCAGUCCCACGGAACUCCUGCCUCACCUGCCCGCAGUGCCACCGCAGCCUGACGCUGGAUGACAGGGGGCUCCGGGGGUUCCCCAAGAACCGCGUUUUGGAGGGGGUGGUGGACCGGUAUCAGCAGAGCAAAGCCGCCGCGCUCAAGUGUCAACUGUGCGAAAAGAGCCCCCGCGAGGCGACUGUCAUGUGCGAGCAGUGCGACGUGUUUUAUUGCGACCCCUGCCGCCUCCGGUGCCACCCUCCCCGAGGCCCGUUGGCCAAGCACCGGCUCGUGCCGCCGGCGCAAGGCAGAAUCAGCCGCCGCGCGAGCCCGCGGAAAAUCUCCACCUGCACCGAGCACGAGCUGGAAAACCUGAGUAUGUACUGUGUCCAAUGUAAGACCCCCGUGUGCUACCAGUGUCUGGAGGACGGCAAACACUCCACCCAUGAGGUCAAAGCGCUGGGAGCCAUGUGGAAGCUCCACAAGGGACAACUCUCUCAAGCACUGAAUGUUCUGUCUGAUCGGGCCACAGAGGCUAAAGAGUUCCUGGUGCAGCUCAGAAAUAUGGUCCAACACAUACAGGAGAACGGAGUUGAAUUUGAGGCGUGUUUGGUGGCCCAGUGUGAUGCUCUGAUUGAAGCUCUGAACCGCAGGAAAGCACAGCUUCUCAGCAGAGUAACCAAAGAACAUGAACACAAACUCUCGGUGGUUCGUGAUCAGAUCUCGCACUGCACGGUGAAGUUGAGGCAGACCACAGGACUAAUGGAGUACUGUCUGGAGGUUAUCAAAGAGAACGAUCCCAGCGGCUUCCUGCAGAUCUCGGAUGCUCUGAUCAGACGGGUCCAUAUGACGGAGAAUCAGUGGGGGAAAGGCUCUCUGACCCCCCGCAUGAGCAGUGACUUUGACCUGACGCUGGACAGCGGGCCUCUGCUGCAGACCAUACACCAGCUAGACUUUGUGCAGAUGAAGGUUCCAGCUGCUCCUAUUCUUCAGUUAGAGGAGUGCUGCACUCAAACCAGCAGCGCCACUCUGUCCUGGAAACAGCCGCCCCUCUCCACCAUCGCUGUGGACGGGUAUAUUCUAGAGCUGGAUGAUGGCACUGGAGGCCAGUUCAGAGAAGUGUACGUUGGGACUGAGAUGAUCUGCACUGUGGACGGUCUGCACUUCAACAGUACUUACAAAUCUCGUGUUAAAGCAUUUAACUCCAGCGGAGUCGGCCAGUACAGCAAAACGCUUGUCAUGCAGACGUCAGAGAUGAGUCUUCCUUCAUAUGGUAGUCAAACUCUGGCAACAGUAGCCUGGUUCACCUUUGACUCCGCAUCGGCUCAUCCUGACAUCAUCUUGUCCAAUGACAACCUCACGGUGACGUGUAACAGCUACGACGACCGCGUGGUCAUGGGAAACACUGGCUUUUCUCGUGGCGUGCAUUACUGGGAGAUGACCAUCGAUCGCUAUGAUAACCACCCUGACCCAGCGUUUGGCGUCGCCCGGGCCGAUGUGAUGAAGGAUGUGAUGCUGGGCAAGGAUGAUAAAGCAUGGGCCAUAACUGAUGGAGGGAUAAGUAAAGGAGCUACGGUGGGUGUUUUGCUGGAUUUCACCCGUGGGAUUCUCUUGUUUUUGAUAAAUGAUGAGCAACAGGGACCCGUUGCCUUCAAUACACUGGAGGGCAUGUACUACCCAGCCAUCAGCCUCAACCGCAAUGUUCAGGUGACUCUUCAUUCUGGGCUGCCUAUUCCUGAUUUUUAUACACCCGGCGAGUCUGAAGCUGCAGGCUCAGUCUGCUAAAAGAUUCCUCUCGACUGAUACACAUUCAUUCCCAAACACACACACGCACGCGCGCACACACUCAGAGUGCACAUGUAUUCAGCUGUGAGGAUUUGAUGGGGGAAUUGCUGCUGACAGUCAUUAAUACGAGGUUUGAGGAGUGUGAAAUGUAAAUGGACCCGAUAAAUGUGAGAGUCAGGGUUAAGGAAACCCUAACAUAACCCCAACCCAAACCCUGAUGUAUGUGAGGUACAUUAUUAUCGAAUCAUUUUCCUCUCUCUUUCUUACUCUUUUUCUAGAUAUGAUUAUUAUUAUUGAUGUUGUCGUUGUUUUUAUGGAAAAGGUGCUCAUGGACGUGAACUCCCAGCUUACUGGAUCUUAACAGAAGUGUGUCUGUUGUUUCAUGAUAAAAUCCUCAGUGUGAAGUUAAGCUUAGAAAUAAGUUACUGAUGUGUUAGAGCUUAGAGGAUGCAUUUUACAUCACAUAGAAAUGUUCUGUUUCAUAUAAAGUUGAUUUUUAUCUGCAGAUGGGGAUGGGAGAUAUCUACAACCUACUCAUGAGUCUUAGUCCUUUGUUAAUGACCAAUCCAAUCCCUAAAUCCUAAACUUUUAACAUAUUACACCUCAGUAAAUGUGAGAUAUUUGUAUCGGUCUCUCCAAAUUCACAGUGGAUGAGCAAACAUACAAUUGGGACAAUGAACUGAAUGUGUGUCAAUGAGGAUGUAAUGGCUUUCUGUUUGUUGAACAGAAUAAAAAACACUAAUUGGGACACAAACACACACACACACACACACACAGGCAUUUUCACAGCCUUGCGUAAUGUAUUAUGGAGAGAUGACAAUGAAUAAACUUUUGUUUUUCUAUCUCUCGGUUUUAUUUCUCAUUCGCUGCCUCAAAUCUACACAAGCUAAACGCAAAUGCUAAACCAAUAACUGGUGCUGCUUAUGUUUAAUGUGAGAAAACAAAUUGCAAUAUAAAACAGUAGAACUGCAAAUAUAAAAGAGAGAACCUUAAACGAGACAGUGUAGCUGCUUGAAGCAUUUGGCUAUUAGUUUACCAUAAAGGAUGUAAUUUUUUCAUUGAAACAAAUAUUUAAAAUCCCACUGGUGGGGUUCAGAUGUGGGGCAGGUGCUGUACUUUACCUGUUUGUUUGAGCUGAUUUUGGCUUAACAAACUACUGAAUGUUUGGGUGCAGUGAAGGAUAAUUUCACCCAUUGUAAAUUGUAUUUUUUCAUAAAUUAAUCCCAAUAUAAGAGAUGUAUUAUUAUUAUUAUUAUUAUUGUGUCUGAAUUGUUGUUAUGUGUAAAGUUCUAUGCUCAAUAAACUUGAUUAGGUGCAAUA
Molecule: messenger RNA, 4141 nt
Organism: Danio rerio (zebrafish)
Lineage: Eukaryota; Metazoa; Chordata; Actinopteri; Cypriniformes; Danionidae
Source: RefSeq, a predicted model, not a curated record